UAUAGAACGUGGAAGGCCACGACAUUUCUCUUUACCUCUCUCAAACUCUCCUCUUUCCUUCUCCUUUUCUCCAUAAUUUAAUGCUUCAGCUCUCGUGAGGUUCGUUCCUCUGCUCACUGAUUACGCCCACCUUCCUUUCAUUGCUUCCAUAACACAACCCAUCUCAUGAUAUUUGGCCAUACCCCUUUUCUUCCUCCAUCAUUUUUCACACCUUCCUUCUCAUAAAUUCUACCCCAAGAUCCAAAAUCUGCAAAUCCUGAAUCCCAUCUUCAUUUCUCCAAAUGAUUCAGCUAUUGUUCACGGUGAUUGUAUCGGAGAUGGUUCUGAUUUUGCUCUUCUCCUUCAAAACCCCUUUGAGGAAGCUUGUGAUCUUGGCCGUCGAUCGGUUGAAGCGCGGCCGCGGUCCUAUUAUGGUCAAGACCGUCUCCGGAACUGUUCUUAUUGUUCUGCUUUCCAGUGUUUACAGUAUGGUCACGAUCCAGAAGCGUUGGGUCGAUGAUGGUGCCAUCAACCCUACCGAUCAGGUUCUCAUGGUCAAGCAUCUUCUCGAGGCCACGCUCAUGGGGGGCUCUCUAUUCCUGGCACUUAUGAUUGAUAGAUUACAUCAUUAUAUGAGAGAGUUGCGUCUACGGAGAAAAGGGAUGGAAGCUAUCAAAAAGCAGAGUCGGGCGAUGGAGGACGGGAAAGUUAGCAAGUCGGAGGAGAUCAAAGCAUUGGAAGAAGAGAGGAACACCCUGCAGACAAAACUCAAACAGUUGGAAUUGGAACUUGAUUCGAAAACAAAAGAUGUAACAACUUCGGAAGCAAAUGUAGUUGCUUUAAGGAAGCAAUCUGAAGGACUACUUCUUGAGUAUGACCGUUUACUUGAGGAAAACCAGAACCUUCGGGGCCAAUUACAAUCCGUGGAUCACAGAUUGUCUCGAUCAGGAAGCAAGAAGAAUUCUUAAGGAACCCCAUAUAGCAUAGUAGCUUAGCGAAUCUCACUUCUGCAAGUUUUGCGCUUCGAUUUCGCCUCUAUUAUUUAAGAUCUGGGUAUCCCAUGAUGGGUUGCUGAUGGCUGUUUACUUCUUAUAUAUGCACAAUGACAAGAGAAGAUAAGGUUUUUGCUUCUUUGUGUCUGAUUAAAGUAGGAAGGUAAAGCAGUGAAACAAGAAUGGAUUCUACUGAAAAAAAAAAAAUUGUGAUAAAUUCAGGUUUGUAAUAGAGAACACUUUCGCUUCUGUCAUUCUUCUGUAGCUACUUGUUUCUUCUUUACUUAAAUAUUUUGGGGUUUAACCAUGAA
Benincasa hispida (wax gourd) is the source of this 1282-nucleotide messenger RNA. RefSeq lists its product as uncharacterized. The record is from RefSeq and is a predicted model, not a curated record. Gene Ontology annotation, cellular component: endoplasmic reticulum; endoplasmic reticulum membrane. Lineage: Eukaryota; Viridiplantae; Streptophyta; Magnoliopsida; Cucurbitales; Cucurbitaceae. Gene Ontology annotation, biological process: intracellular protein transport; endoplasmic reticulum to Golgi vesicle-mediated transport.